Molecule: messenger RNA, 1017 nt
Organism: Salpingoeca rosetta
Lineage: Eukaryota; Choanoflagellata; Craspedida; Salpingoecidae
Exons: 8
Coding region: 21-932 (303 amino acids)
Cellular component (GO): nuclear membrane
Source: RefSeq, a predicted model, not a curated record
CUCGAAGGACAAGCACGAAGAUGGCUCGAAGCACUGGCAGCAGCAGCAGAGACAGCGGCAACAGUGGUGUUGGUGUGGGUGCACGGGUUGGUGGGCUGCUGAACCUGCUGCUGUGUGGGCUGGGCGCCGUGGCCACGCUGGCAACGCUGCUGGUGUUGACGCUACAUGUGCUUGAGGCACCGCCUGCUGUAAGCGUGGUGGGAUCGCCAGAUGACCUGGCGCAAGCAUGGAGCGCCGAAGCAACCAAGAACAGCACCAGCACCUCCACCACAGCCAGGAUCACCAACCGCGUCCUGUCCGUGCUGGCAGCGUUCACGCAACUGCCAAACACGUUUCCCGCAAAGGCGCGCUUCCUUCACGCUGACUCCGUCUCUGACACGCUGUUUCAUGAUGGGAUUUUGUUGGCUUGUUUCUGCGUGGUGCACUCCCUCCUCGCGCACCGCGAACUCAAGCAGCUGCUCCACCGUUGGCACCGACCUUUGUACAUCCUCGUGUCCUGCUUUGCCAUGCAGGUUGUGUAUCAGCGCUGGAUGAUUGGCCCGGAGAUGGUGACGGUCACGGUCGUGAGUGCGAAGACGCUGUUUUGGAUUCGCGUGGCUGCCCUGUCGUCCCUUGCCUCCAUCAUCCUCUGCGAUGACACCAUGGACCUCUUUGGCCUUCGACAGGCGUUGUUGAACCUCAGAAAUCGGCCCGUGUACAGAAAGGCAAAGGCCUUGCAGGAUUUGGACAUUUCCAUUCGUCAUCGUCCCUUCCUGUCUGUGCUCUGUCUCCUCCUCGCAUAUCCAGCCAUCACAGCGGACCAACUCUGCUUGGCUGUCACCUUCGUUGUCUACGCUGCCCUUGGGUUCCGCGUCACGGAGGCCAACGCGGACUAUGUUGGGGAACGACUUGCCGCCAAAUUCAAACGUGCACGGGCGGUUGCCGGGCUGUGAUGGCCACGCACACUCCACACACUCUUGGUGGCGUUUGUGCUGUGCGUCGUGCAUCGCCGCUCGAGUGAAAGAGAGAGGGGGGGGG